CUGCGGGCGCCGGAGCGGCUCUUCAGCGUUUGCGCCGGCGGCCGCCGCGUCUGGCUCGGCUCCCCCUUUCCUCUGACCCCCCGGCCCGGCGGCGCCCGCCUUCUCCGCGGCCACUCCGCCUCUUCCCUCCUGCCGUUCCCUUCCUCCUCUCCCUUCUUCCUUCCUCCUUCCCCUCCUCGCCGCCCCCGUCGCCGCCGCCGCCGCCCAGGACCGCCGGCCGGGGGACGAGCUCGGGGCAGCAGCCAGGAGUUUCCUAACCACAUAACCUCUCAGAACUGAACCAAAACAACAUUAUUCCUGGAGCACCUCUUUUUAAGAAAGCAUAACCCCUACUGUAGAGCUAAAUGCACUGUGCAUGAAACUUGGAAAAAAACCAAUGUAUAAGCCUGUCGACCCUUACUCUCGGAUGCAGUCCACCUAUAACUACAACAUGAGAGGAGGUGCUUAUCCCCCAAGGUACUUUUACCCAUUUCCAGUACCGCCUUUACUUUAUCAAGUUGAGCUUUCUGUGGGAGGACAGCAGUUCAGUGGGAAAGGAAAGACAAGACAGGCUGCAAAACACGAUGCUGCUGCGAAAGCCUUGCGGACCCUGCAAAGCGAGCCCCCACCGGAGAGGCUGGAGGUGAGGCGGGUGGGCGAGCAGGUGAAUGGAAGAGAAUCAGAAGAAGAAAAUCUCAAUAAAUCUGAAAUAAGUCAAGUGUUUGAGAUUGCACUUAAACGGAACUUGCCUGUGAAUUUUGAGGUUGCCCGGGAGAGUGGCCCCCCCCACAUGAAGAGCUUCGUGACCAAGGUGUCAGUUGGGGAGUUUGUGGGAGAAGGUGAAGGGAAGAGCAAGAAGAUUUCGAAGAAAAAUGCUGCCAUAGCUGUUCUUGAGGAGCUGAAGAAGUUGCCACCCCUGCCCACAGUCGAGCGAGUGAAGCCCAGAAUCAAAAAGAAAACAAAAUCCAUAGUCAGGCUACAGAGCAGCACAGACUAUGGCCAGGGGAUGAACCCGAUCAGCAGGCUGGCCCAGAUCCAGCAGGCGAAAAAGGAGAAGGAGCCGGAGUACAUGCUUCUGACGGAGCGAGGCCUCCCACGCCGCAGAGAGUUUGUGAUGCAGGUGAAGGUGGGAAACCAUACCGCGGAAGGAACAGGCACCAAUAAGAAGGUGGCCAAACGCAACGCAGCCGAGAACAUGCUGGAGAUCCUUGGUUUCAAAGUCCCACAGGCUCAGCCCACCAAACCAGCCCUCAAAUCAGAGGAGAAGACACCAGUAAAAAAACCAGGGGAUGGAAGAAAAGUAACCUUUUUUGAACCUGGCUCUGGGGAUGAAAAUGGGACUAGCAAUAAAGAGGAUGAGUUUAGGAUGCCUUAUCUUAGCCAUCAGCAGCUGCCCGCUGGGAUUCUUCCCAUGGUGCCCGAGGUUGCCCAGGCCGUAGGAGUCAGUCAAGGACACCACACCAAAGAUUUCACCAGGGCAGCUCCGAAUCCUGCCAAGGCCACGGUAACUGCCAUGAUAGCCCGUGAAUUGUUAUAUGGGGGCACCUCGCCCACAGCCGAGACCAUUUUAAAGAAUAACAUCUCUUCAGGCCACGUACCCCAUGGACCUCUCACAAGACCCUCUGAGCAGUUGGACUAUCUUUCCAGAGUCCAGGGAUUCCAGGUGGAAUACAAAGACUUCCCCAAAAACAACAAGAACGAAUUUGUAUCUCUUAUCAAUUGCUCCUCUCAGCCACCUCUGAUCAGCCACGGGAUUGGAAAGGAUGUGGAAUCCUGCCAUGACAUGGCCGCACUGAACAUUUUAAAGUUGCUGUCUGAGUUGGACCAACAAAGUACAGAGAUGCCAAGAACAGGAAAUGGCCCAGUGUCUGUGUGUGGAAGGUGCUGAACCUUUUCUGGCCACGAACCGUUGUUAAAACCCCAACAUAUAUACUGAAAAUACUGAAACUGCUUUGAGAAUUUGGAAUUUCUGAUACCUCCAGUGGGCUGAGACACGUGCUGGGUAAAGAAGCAGAGGCGGCAGUGGUGACGAAGGCGGGGACGCAAGGAGGCAGUGUGGCUGCGCGUGCGCGGUGUUUUGUGCCACACGCAGGCAGCUGCUUGCUGAGGGGUGCUGCGAGGCCUGCCAAGCGGCCCUGGCUUGACCGGGAAACCAGCAGGCCCCGGCCCCUGGCACCUCGGUGCUCGGCUGUCGUCACCCUUUGGGCCGUGUUAAGGACACAGGAGAGAGCGCGCGCACCCUUUCUCAGACUGGCUCACGCAGACGCUUGGGACAAACCCUGGAUACCCACGCCGGGGACAGGGGCCUUAGACCAGCCCCAGAGCCGAAAGCACCAGAGAAAAUCAAAUGCUUCCUACUCAGCGCCAACCAUUCUAGUGUGCUACGGCCCCACCUCCGUGGUGCCCACACCGUCCCCACUGCUUUCUCUUCCAACAGAUACGUACUCUUAGUUUUCUUAUUUUCUUUUGAUUGAAAUGACACUAUAUAAAUUUUCAUUUGAGAGUUCCUCAAUUGUAUCUAGUUACAUAGCACAGUUUAGAAACUUGUCCGAGACUGACCCUACUGGAAAUCUAAUCAGCAGAGAUCAUAUCUGUGUGUAUGUGGUUCCACAUUCUUACUUUGUCAGACUGAGCCAGGACCGUUGCAGCGAUGCGGACGAUGUGCCCUCUGGUUCAGCUGCAACGGUCCUGGACUUGUCAGCAUCCUGGAUGAAGUCUCCCAUGGUUGUAUAAAUUGGACAGUUUAGGAGUUUUAAACUUUAAUGAUCAUUUGUUUCCUUUUCUGUUUUAUUUUUGUUAAUGCAACAGGACUUAAAUGAAUUUUGGUCUUUGUUUUAAAGAUUAUUAAAAAAAAAAUUGUGUGUCUAUACAUAUGGCUCUUGAGGACACGUGGCUUUCACACUACAGGAUAUGGUCUCUGUGUAGUACGUCUAAACCCGCAGAUGGAUUUUCCUGGAGUGCUUUGUACCGCUGUUACAUCUCCAUGUAGGGCGGCAGAGAGUGGCCUGUGUUGAGCUCCGAAACUGUUGCUUUUGAUGUUGUGUUACUGUGCACAGAAGCGUGUGCGGUAAGGUCCUGCAUAUGGUCCAGAUGAAAAGCACCGUAGUCUUGCGAGUUAAGUACUGCUUUUGUUCGAUUCAUUGUUUACGCUGGAAUUUUAUCUCCCCAUGGAAUGUAAGUAAAACAUAGUGUUUGUCACCAAUAAAUGGUAAUACUAAAUUUUUUUUGUUAAUUUAUUCUCAGAUGCCACUACUGCUAGGUAGGUCCCCUCCCAACCUACCUCCUACCCUUUUUUUUUUUUAAGGAAAAAACAAAACAAAACUUUGUAAUGCUUGUGAUUCUGUUUGGGCAAAAUUCUGAAGAUCUGAAAUGACUUUAUAUCAAACCAUUGAUCAAUAAACAGCUACUAAUGAA
Messenger RNA from Prionailurus viverrinus (fishing cat), 3393 nucleotides. It is a transcript of the gene STAU1, whose product is annotated as staufen double-stranded RNA binding protein 1. The transcript is spliced from 13 exons. The coding region runs from base 356 to 1867 and encodes 503 amino acids. The record is from RefSeq and is a predicted model, not a curated record. NCBI's taxonomy places the organism in Eukaryota, Metazoa, Chordata, Mammalia, Carnivora, Felidae.